This is a messenger RNA of Pygocentrus nattereri (red-bellied piranha), 611 nucleotides long. Its product is annotated as sushi, nidogen and EGF-like domain-containing protein 1. The transcript has 3 exons. Gene Ontology annotation, biological process: cell-matrix adhesion. Bases 129 to 611 code for a protein of 160 amino acids. The record is from RefSeq and is a predicted model, not a curated record. NCBI's taxonomy places the organism in Eukaryota, Metazoa, Chordata, Actinopteri, Characiformes, Serrasalmidae.
CAAGGAAGAGGUCUAGACAGUUUAAACAGAGAUCAAACAAUCGUCUUCAGUUCAUUGAUGGUCAGUCAGUCAUACACAGACGUGUUUCAGGAAUAGCAUCGAUUAUUAAUGCAGUUUGAUUAGUCAGAAUGAGAAACAUCCCAGUGAUCUUCCUCUUCUCUUUUACAGCUGUUUCUCCACUGUCAGACCUAUUUUAUCCACACGGCACGGAGAAAGGAUACGGAGAAAAUCCUCGAGCUGAUGAUGUCAGCUCACCUGCUAUUGAGUUAAAGAGUCCAUUCUCUUUCUUUGGACACACAUACUCUCAGAUAUACGUCAACAACAAUGGAGAUCUAACAUUUAAACUGGAGCUUACUGCCUAUGUGCCUAAGCCAUUUGUGGCUGAUGGUACUACUACUAUUAUUGCUCCACUCUGGACUGACUUGGAUAACAGAAAAGAAGGUGUCAUCUCACACAAUCAGUACUCUGAGGGCAGUGUACUCUUACGGGCCACACAAGACAUAAACCGGUACUUUCCAAAAGUUAACUUCACUGCCUCUUGGGUGUUUGUUGCAACAUGGGAUGGCGUGCCAUACUACAACCAACCAGGCAAGGUAAAAUGUCAUACCUAA